AUGUGGCGGGGCGCGGCCGCGGCGCUGCUGCUGGGCCUGGCCGCCGCCUGCCUCCUGCGCCGCGGGUUCGAGCCCCGCGCCCGCCUGCUCAGCGCCGCCGAGCUGCGCCGAUACCGGGGGGCGCCGGGCGAGCCCGGGCUCUACCUCGCUCUCCUGGGACGGGUCUUCGAUGUGGAGCGGGGCCGCAAGCACUACGGGCCCGGCGGCGCGUACAGCGGGUUCGCAGGCAGAGAUGCCACCCGAGCGUUUGCCAGCGGCGAUUUCAGCCCGGCGGGGCUGGUGGACUCCGUGUCAGGGCUGUCCCCCGCGGAGCUGCUCUCCAUCCACAGCUGGCUGAGCUUCUACAGCAACAACUACGAGCCCGUGGGGAAGCUGGUGGGCAGAUUCUAUGAUGAAAAUGGAGCACCGACAGAAGCCCUGAGGGAGGUGGAGGCUGCCAUUGAGGAAGCUCUCAGACUGCAAGCAGAAAGUGAACAGAAGCAGCAGCAGUUCCCACCCUGCAACUCUGAAUGGAGCUCUGCUAAAGGCACUCGCUUCUGGUGCUCCAGAGAGAGCGGGGGCGUGCCCAGAGCCUGGGCCGGGGUCCCGCGGAGGCUGCACCGCCCCGGCUCGCAGGGCACUCUCUGCGUGUGUGUCAGGAGCUCGGGGCCGCCCUGGGGCCAGCCUGGCUCCUCCCAGCACCGCGACAGAGGCGACCUGGAUGACCCUCGGCUGCAGCUGUACGAGGGCUGCCAUCCCCUGGCCGAGCAGUGCGUGCUGCCCACGGGCUGAGCCAGGCAGGGAGAGCCCUGCACUGGAACCUUGCACCGGGGCUGGGCAGCUCCAGCUCCAUCCCUUCCACCCGGCCCUGCAAAGGGAGCAGCAACAAUCUCAUGGGGUUUGUGAUGCUUUUCUACAUAUGGAGAUGGAGCAAACACUUCAGCCAGCUCAGUGGCUAAAAAAUCAAGUAACAGGAUGCUUGCUUUAUUUCUAUGGGAAGUAUUUCUGCACCUGUGAACAAACUGUAAGAUGCACAGCCUGAAUUGUGUUUUAGAACUGCUCCUUGUGCAGUCAGGGACUGGGUGUUUGUGUGCACAGAGGUGGGACAGUGCUGUGGUUUAAGGCAGUGAAAUCAGUGAGCACAGAACUGCUGCAGCAUCACUGCCACAGGCCCUGCUGCAGGCACUGCUGAUGCUCCUUCCCAGGCACCUGACUGACUCCCAGGAGUUUAAAGGUAACAGGGAGAGCCCUGAAUUUCUUCUGCAAUUAAGGUCCACAGUAUCAGGAACUUGCACAGUUUAGUUACACACAAGCUUUAUCAAAUUCUUGGAAUAGAGAAGGCAAAGGCCAGAGCUGCAUUUCCUCACUGUGUUUGCAUUAGAUACUGUGCCAAGAUAUUGAAGCCACCUGUGAGGAUUGUUUGACAUUACCCUCACUGUCUGCUCUGUGAUUCACCACUUUCAAACUGUUCUGAUCAGGAAGGAGUAGUUUUAAAUAGCUUUCUUUUUGUUGCCUGGGUGGCAACAGAACCAUCCUACUGUAAUCUGCUCCUGUUUCCAUUCUGGUAUGUCUUCCUCCCAUCUGGUCUGUGCCUGUCAGACUAUAACCUGAGCUGGAUGUGCCCUUACAAGACCCUGCACUUUUAAAAUCCAUAUUUAUUGUGUCACAGCUGGCAGAAUUCAGCACUGUGAGUGACUCCCAGACAUGCAGGGCAGGUCAUUACCCUCUCUGAGUGGGGCUAAAAGGGAGGAAGCAAUACCUGCACUACAAACCUCAAGCUGCAGGGAAGCAUUUGCUGGUUUUAGGGAAUCUGCUGUUAAAAUCAGUUUAGGUGGAGCUGAGCUUUGAGAGAGACAUGCAGAUCAGGGUCCAGUGGUGGCACAGGUUGUGGUCAGUUCUUGUUCUUAAGGCAGCUGCCACCUAUGUGUAAGCAGCUGGAAAAUGUUUAUAAACUGAUUUUUAGCUACCCCCACCUCUGAAGAGAGGCCCAAAAGGUAAGUGAUGAGUUAGUUCAUUAACAAGUUUACAGGAAGCACCAUUCACUCCCUUGCAGCAGGACACAUUACAGCACUUCCCACUGCUAAAACUCAGAGGAAGCUCCAGCUGCCAGGGAUGGAGCCACACAAACAUAAACCUGCACAUGCUUGGAACACUGGGGCUGUGGUUUUGUUUUUGGGGUUUUUUACCUAUCUUCAUCCUGAAGAGCAGCCCUUGCAGGCAUUGCCCUGCUGUGCCAGCCUGUGGCACUCAGGGGAGAGCAGAGCAGGAUGUGUGGCAGAACCAAACCUCAGCCCUGGGCUUGAGCCAUCUCUGGGGGUGGAGUGAGGAAUGAAAACUCAUUUCACUCAGUGCUGAAGAUCAAGCUGUGUAAAAGGUGCAGCAAAGAGCUGCAGAGCAGCACUUCACUGCCUCCACAACUGUGCCCUUUGCCACAUUUAAAAAGACAUCACCACUUUAAAAAGAAAUUGCAUUUAAAGUAGUGAAACCAUCCCUGCAAAUGAUUGGCAAGUACAUUUAAAAGAGGUUUUUAAAGCUAUUUAAAAGUUGCAGCAAAUUCCAGACUAUUAAAUGCUGUAAGAAGUAGUUUGUGAGGGCAAACCAGUCCCAGAGAAGGUGGGACCAGCUUGACCUUCUAAGCAAGUUUCAUCUUGCUGGAACACUCAAUCACUAUGCAAAUAGUGCUGAGGGGAUGGUUUUGAUUGUAAGAGCUGCAUAAAAAUCAAAUAAACUGCUGCCAAAAGGCAGGGCAGGGAGGUGCUGGUUUAAGUUAAAGUUGGUUGAAAACCAGUUCCUAGCUUAUUCCUCAGUUCAGGGUUUGGAAGCUCUGGGGAGGAAGAGCCUUGCACUAGGAAUAAGUCAUCUAUUAAAGCAAACAGGGAGACACCCUCAGUGAGUGAAGUGCUCCAGGUGUCUCCAGCUGAGCAGCUCAGCUGGAUUCUCCCAUGGUGGAAAAGGGAACAGUGACAGCUACAGAGGGCUCCAGUCACCACAGACAGUGCUCUAAUAAAGCUCACCAUUCAUCUGUACUUCAGUAAGUUUUAUUAAUAAAAGACUAAUAAUGCAUCACAAUCUCACCCAGCAGUCUUGGCUGGGUUUGCUAUUGCACUGAAGUUUUCCUUUUCCUGAAGUGAAGCUGCAGCAGCUCAGUGCUCUCCAGGGGCUGAGCUGCCUCCACACCCAGCUCUGAGUGCUCCCAGGGCUGGGAACUUGAGCUGAUGAACUCCAUGAAGCAGCUCUGGCCCGUGGGGAGCUGGGCUUCGUUUCACAAAACUGAUUAUAGGUAAGUCUAGGAUAAGGCAUUCAAGAUGACUACAUGUACAAACUAGAACACCAGACCUUGACAGCCAAAAGAACAGUUGGAGCAGUUCCACAACAUGAAAAUGAAUACCUGGACUAAUUUCAGAACACAGAAUAAAGCUGUUGUGCCCAA
Agelaius phoeniceus (red-winged blackbird) is the source of this 3409-nucleotide messenger RNA. It is a transcript of the gene CYB5D2, whose product is annotated as cytochrome b5 domain containing 2. The record is from RefSeq and is a predicted model, not a curated record. Lineage: Eukaryota; Metazoa; Chordata; Aves; Passeriformes; Icteridae. Gene Ontology annotation, cellular component: membrane; endomembrane system.